UGGUGGAGGGAGGGGACCGUGCUGAAGGCUGGGUUAGCGAGCUGAGCAACAAGGGAGGCUUUUGGAGAGAAACGAGAGAGGGGGACGGGUCCGGGAUACCACUUCCCGCAAGAUAGCCUAACAUCUUUAGUUUGCUAUUAUUUGUUUUGUGAUUGUUCGAUGCAAUGUCGACCAGUCGUCAUUUUAGUGAGAGCCGGGCCAUCCCGACCAGGACGGUGCUGAUCAACGACACAACGCAGCUACCUCAUGAUUAUUGCACCACCCCUGGAGGCACUUUAUUUUCCACCACUCCGGGAGGAACCCGGAUCAUCUAUGAUCGGAAGUUUCUGUUGGAUAGACGUAACUCCCCUAUAGCCCAGACCCCACCAGCGCACCUGCCCAUCAUCCCUGGAGUAACCAGCCAAAAUGUCCUGAAUGAAAAUAAGAAGAAUGAAGCUAAUAACUUUAACAACCGUGACACCAAACCAGGAACAGGUGAGGAUGCUCAGUUUGAGAUGGACAUCUAAGCAAAGGAGAAACUAGAUGAAGAAAUAAGAAGAACUAACCUGGCACAUGUGUGCCAGUGGCUUGGCUUGUAGAAACCAAUGUCAUAAGCCCUCUCAGCCAUCUCCUUUUGCUCUCUCUCUUUAGCUGCUGGGUUCUUUAUCACCCAUGGGGAUUACAGUUGACUUCAGUCAGGUUGCCGCAGCCCAGGAAAACUAAUGUAGAUGUUGCCUUCAUCUGGUUAGAUUUCAGGGGCUCUGCAGAAAACCUGUUUCAUGGCCACAAACUAAAGGAAUAGGUGACAAGGUGACAGAAGUGCCCAGAAGUAACAUAUUCAAGAGGGGGGGGGGGAAUCUGAAACAGAAUCAGUUUUACUAUCAGGAUGCAUUUUAUUGCUAGAUAACUCUUUGGCUACUCACAUUGUCUGUCUAAUCCAUGAAGAAUGAAUGAGUUGAGUGGACAUUUAUGGUACACGAUAUGGAUUGCCACAUGAACAAAUUCGGAUUGCAUCCAAAAAAAACAAACAAACAAAAAAACCUGAAAACCAUACCCUAAAGUAUCUACAAGCUAUUUGUUGGAGUCUGUUAGGUGUAUUUGGUGAAUUUGGGAGAUCAGCAUUAAUCAGCUGUUCCUGGUCUAUGAACAACAGCAAAUUCAUUUGUCAUUCCAAGCCUAUUAUGCCCAUUACUUGCUGGUGUGAGUUUGACAUCAAUUUCUAGGAAUAUUCAGUUAUUCAUAUUUGAUUUAAGAUGUUGCUCAAUGAAUCAUCUCUAUCUCAGCAUAAACAUACUGUAAUUCUACGGGCAUUUUUCUCCUUUCAUGCGUGUGAUAUGUACAUGUAACUCCAGACAAUUCCACUGCGCACCAUUCAUGCCCUGUUAAGUUCCAUGCUGAAAUAUAUGUAGAACAAAGACACUCUGUCAGCCUUUGUAUCUAGUCAAAUAGAAGUCUUAUUUUUUACAGAUUGUUUCAUAAAUUACGGUGAAUGUGACCGAAGUCCCACUAGAUGUAUGAUUUGCCUCUAUUUUUAUGAGAUAAAUUUAAAUUAUUGUUAUUAUUGUUAUACUUUAAUACCAUUCUCACACAUAAUAUACUAUCCUAAGUGUCACGGUAAAGUGACCUUUAAAUUCAUAUCUAUUCAAUCUGAACUGAAGGCACUUCAUGAGUGUUGAAUUCAGUAGUUGUGUUCCAGUGAGGCACACACUAUAGUUAGGAGGCACAAAGAACUGGCCUUAAAAUGCACUUGAAGUAAAUAUGACAUUUACAGACUUUACCACACUUAUCUGACAAAAGUCUGUCAGUAUUCAAAGCCCAUUUAAAUUAGAAUGUCUACUUUAAUUCAAACUUUGAAUACUGGGUCAGAGGUAGGCAAGCACUGAAAUGUUGUCAGGUCAUCUGUAGAGAUUAAUAUAAUACUGAAAAACCACCAAUCAAUUGGCAGUUGAAGAUCAUGAGAUUACAACAACAACACACAAUAAAAGCUGAAUGACCUGACACUCAUUAAAUUAAAAUGAUAAAACAUUUUUUGUGAAAAACUUGAAUUUUAUCCAACUCUUCUAUAUGCAUUUUCACCUUUAUUACGUCCCAUCACCUUUUCAGUGUGAAAAUCUAUGAAAUUAGUUCAAAUUGAGUUCCGUUAUUUAAAUACGGUCAACGGCCAACAGUCAUCUUCAAAAAAACAAACAAAAAAACCUGCAUCACCUUCUGUGCUUCAUUUCAUUUGUUUCAAUGUUUUCUCAAUGUUUUCUCUUCUUGCACUUGUGCUAAGUAUCUGUGUCCAUGCCUUACUUUACUAAGCUUAGAGGCUGUGAAUUUCAUCUGUUGACUUAUGGCUCCUUUGAAUUCCUUUCCAGAAUUGUUUGUCUCACCAGGAUCUUGUCUUCCUCCUUUGAGGCAAAGAUCAAGCCACUGUCGUGUCUGUUAUCUGAGAAAUUAUAUUUUUGGAGAACUUUUCUGUGGCCGAAUGUUUUUUUUUUCCUGGUUAUACUAUGAGAGGUGUAAUGGGCAGUUGUUUGUUUGGUGAAUUAUUGAAGCUGCUUGUAGCUCUUGUGUUAAGAUUUCUAUAAAGGAUUUCAUUUAUGAGCCAUUUGACAUUUUGGUCAAAAAUUGACAAGCCAAACAAUAUUCAGAUUGUUUGUUAUUAAUCAUCGUUAGCCCCUGAAGAAAAAAACAGCCAGCCAUGCCGGUGAUAUUUCAAUCUCAAUACUAUAAAUGGGACACCAUUACAAAGCAAAUAAGGGAAUACUUUUCUCUCUUAGUUUGGUAAUUGAAUGAUCACAUCAUGUCUUUUUGUUUUAAAUUCCACUGCUCUCAGUGAAUACACUCUAAAUCAUUCGCUGCCUUCUGUUUUUUUUUUGGUCAGAAAUAUCAUUGAUGGAUUUUUGAACCAUACUAGGGCACCGUAAAGUCCAAAAGAUUUUGUAUGUUGCAUAUGAGAUUGAAAAAAAAAGAUAUUUGUUUUUGUUCAAAUCCCUGAAUUAUCUUUUAUUUUUCAAUGAAAUGCCAAUGCCAUUGGACACUGUAACAGCAAGAUCAAUAAAGUUCCUUCAUAAAAACUA
Molecule: messenger RNA, 3041 nt
Organism: Sardina pilchardus (European sardine)
Lineage: Eukaryota; Metazoa; Chordata; Actinopteri; Clupeiformes; Clupeidae
Gene: eif4ebp2
Product: eukaryotic translation initiation factor 4E binding protein 2
Exons: 3
Coding region: 165-506 (113 amino acids)
Biological process (GO): negative regulation of translational initiation
Cellular component (GO): cytoplasm
Molecular function (GO): eukaryotic initiation factor 4E binding
Source: RefSeq, a predicted model, not a curated record